UGUGAAUUUAAUUUAAUUGUCAGUUUGUUUUAUUUUUUCAAUUUUAUUUGUACAAACAAAAACUGAAGAACUGUGUUAAAGAGUAGAUAAUACAAGAAGAUGAAUUGCAAGACGUUACUCUCCGCGACCAGCUUCCUAGUCCUUCUAGUUGAAUCUUCGUGUCUUAAUUGCUACCAAUGCAACGGCAGCAAUUCCUCAAACCCUUUCCAGUGUAACGAGUGGCUCAGCUCGGAUAUCGAUAUCAAACCGGAACCUUGCGAUGCCGUUUAUGAAGCUAAAUAUUGUAUUAAACAUACCGGUCGAUUUGAAGGAGGAAUAGGUACCAAAAGGUACUGUUCGUCCCUCGAUCUAGGAAAUUACUGCAACUAUGUCAAACAGCCAGGCGAUACUUUGACUUACCGUUCUUGUGUUUACACAUGUACUGGAGACGAUUGCAAUUCUUCUGUAACCCACAGAGCUGGUUUUGGUGUUUUAGGCUUAGCUGUUUUAAAUUCACUUAUGAGAAGGUUUAGUUAAGAGAUUUUUGACAAUGAGAAGGCAUCAAAUUAUCUUUGUCAGUAAAGUGUGCCUUCUUCGACAAUGAAAAAUCUUACAGGAUUGAUGUUUGUGAUGUUUUUUGUGUUUAGGUUAAUUGUUAGAUUUGAUUAGCUUCUGUUGAUUGAAGCUUUCAAACCCAAGAUCCAAGAAAAUUACAUUCCAAGUAAAAAAUAAAUAAUUCCCGUCCAAUUUAGAAAAUUUUGUAUUCAGAUUGUGAUUUUAAAUACAUAGUUAUAGGUAUAUUUUAUGUUAAAUACAUACUGCCAUAUGCUUUUUAAAACAAUUUUAUUCCAUUGAUAAGACAAAAGUAUUUUAUUUUGUAAUUUGUGUAAUAGACUUAGUAACUGUUCCCGUCCACUCGCUAGACUAGGUUUAGACAUAAUCUGUGAAUAGUUAUUGUCCUUUUAAAUUAUGUUUCAAUAUAUUUACAUCCUAA
Molecule: messenger RNA, 973 nt
Organism: Ceutorhynchus assimilis (cabbage seed weevil)
Lineage: Eukaryota; Metazoa; Arthropoda; Insecta; Coleoptera; Curculionidae
Source: the annotation of a GenBank genome assembly